CUGUUAGUAGACUGUUAGCUGUGGGGUUUAGCUAGUAUGUGUAGCCUGACAGCUAGGGUGCUAGUUCUUUAGCAAUGGGGUUACCUUUGCUAGCAGGUCUAAGAGUUUCAGUUUAUUUUUAUUUUAUUGUGGGGCAGAUAAUUGUCCAGUGAUUUUUUUUUUAAGGAUUUCCAGGUGUACAGAUAUGGAGUGUGAAAUCCCGCUGUCUGAUCCUGAGUUAAGAACCCAGUCCGACUCUGGUGUGAGCGGUGUGUCGGAGUGUGUGUUGUUAUGUCACUGCUGUUACGACGUGUUGGUGAACCCGACCACGCUGACGUGUGGCCACAGCUUCUGUCGUCACUGCCUCGCCCAGUGGUGGGAGUCGUCACGCCGCACCGAGUGUCCCGAGUGCAGGGAGCCGUGGCAGGGGUUUCCCAAAGUCAACAUCCUGCUCAGGGAUGCUGUAGAGGAGCUUCACGGGGCCGACGUGAGGAGAAGGCUUAAGGAGAUCCAGGAUGACGCCCGGAUCUCUCUCUUGCUGUUGUCGUUCCAGCGUUUUGGAGAUAAACAGGCCAAUUACAGAUCUUCAGCAGGAAGAGCAGAGCGCUUCUAUUUUGGAGUGUUCCUCACACUCUGCUGUGUCAUGGUGAUGUUUCUGAUGUUGCUGCUGUAUCGCUGGUCCAGUGGAGGAAUUCGCCAUGAAGACUUGGUCAGUAAGCCAAUCAGCAGGUGGACGGUUGAUGAUGUCACACUGUGGAUGGAGCAGCUGGGGGCAUGGACCAGCCAGUACAGAGAAACAUUUUUAAGAGAGCAGGUCAACGGCAGGUUGUUGAACCUGCUGGGUGAUGAUGAAUUGUUUGGUGAUCCAUUUCACAUGGAGAACCCCUCACACAGACGGGCCAUCCUGCAGGAGAUCCACAGAGUCCAGACCCUCGGGGUUAAACCCCCACGUAACCUCUGGGAGUACAAGGUGGUGAAUGAAGGGAAGUCUCUGUUCCUGGUCUAUGGGCUGAAGGACUCUCCUCGCCUCACCCUCCUCCUCCUCUACCUGUUUGACUAUGAUGCCUCCUUCCUCCCGCUCAUACACACCUGCUGCACUUCCCCCAGUGAACAGAACGAGCUGACGGAGUGGGUGUGGCCUAGCCAGUGGCAGUGGGCGUGGUUUGUUGUGAAGUGGUUGAUUGUGCCGUAUCAGCUGAUAGCGGCGUUUGCUUGUGAUCAGCUGAGCGUGCACUACUGGACAUCUCGAAUAGUCAUUCUGAAUGCCGUACUGCUGUCCUUACGGGAGGGACACGCGGUGUGGCAUGGGUGGACACCAGGAGUGCUCAGGAUGCUCCCACAGCGUGCGGUUUCUCAUGCCUGGGAGAUGGGGAUCCACAGCAUGUUCUUCAUGUUCCUCUGGCCUCUGCUUCCUCAGUGUGUGUGGAACGGCCUGUUCUACUGGGGCCUGUACUGCAGCCCUGCCUAUAACACACACACCAUCCUAAAGCAGCUCCUGCGCCACACAUACGCUCACCGAGCGUGACACACACACACACCAUCCUACAGCAGCUCCUGCACCACACACACACUCACAGAGCAUGACACACACACACCAUCCUAAAGCAGCUCCUGCGCCACACAUACGCUCACCGAGCGUGACACACACACACACCAUCCUACAGCAGCUCCUGCACCACACACACACUCACAGAGCAUGACACACACACACCAUCCUACAGCAGCUCCUGCACCAUAUGCACACACACUCUCUCCCUCUCGCUUUCUCACACACACACACACACACACACUCAAGAGAUUGCAUCAAAGAUUGGCCUAUUUACUGAACAACCAAUGAGAUGUUAUCACAGUCUCCACUGACCAAUGACAACCCAGCUGUAGAUGACCUCCAUAGUGUGAGAUGGAGUCUAUGAGGACUUUGUUCUGUGUAAACAUCUGGAAAUCAAACAGGAACUUGAAGAUUCAGAAUUAAUAAAAAUUAUGUGAUUUGUGA
Ictalurus punctatus (channel catfish) is the source of this 1972-nucleotide messenger RNA. RefSeq names its product bifunctional apoptosis regulator. The record is from RefSeq and is a predicted model, not a curated record. Gene Ontology annotation, biological process: proteasome-mediated ubiquitin-dependent protein catabolic process. The transcript is spliced from 8 exons. Gene Ontology annotation, cellular component: nucleus. The coding region runs from base 185 to 1504 and encodes 439 amino acids. Gene Ontology annotation, molecular function: ubiquitin protein ligase activity; protein binding; metal ion binding. NCBI's taxonomy places the organism in Eukaryota, Metazoa, Chordata, Actinopteri, Siluriformes, Ictaluridae.